GUGGGCGCGAUGUAUCUCCGCAGGGCGGUCUCCAAGACCCUGGCGCUGCCUCUGAGGGCGCCCCCCGGCCCCGCGCCGCUCCGGAAGGACGCAUCUCUUCGCUUGAUGUCGUCUAACAAAUUGCCUGGAUCAUCUGGAUCAAAUAUGAUCUAUUAUCUGGUUGUAGGUGUCACAGUCAGUGCUGGUGGAUAUUAUACUUACAAGACAGUCACAUCAGAGCAAGCCAAACACACGGAACAUGUAACAAAUUUGAAAGAAAAAACCAGAGCAGAGUUACAUCCACUCGAAGGUGAAAAAGAGAACCGUGUGGAAGCUGAGAAAGCAAGUUCAGAAGUCCCUGAAGCAUCUUUAGUGGAAGUACAGGAGGCAGAUGCAGAAGAUACCCCGGAUGCUACAGGUGCAGCCACGAGAGAGGCUUCAGCCCGUCCAGGUGAUUUGGAGGACGCUCUGGUGGAGACAGACACGGUCGGUGCUGAAGCUGGGGCAGAGGUUACAAAUGCAGCACCCAGCACAGUGGCAGAAAUCAGCACUGAAAUGCCCUCAGAGGUUCAGAAUGCAGCUUUGGAUGAAGCUGUUGCCAUCAGUAAUGAUAAAGGGAGAACAGAGAAGGAACGCUCUGGUGAAACUGCUGAACUGGAAGAAGAGAGUCCUCCAGCUGAGUCAGAAUCCUCUGCUGGGGAUGAUUUACAGGAGGAAGCCAGUGUUGGUUUUGAGGCGGCCUCUGCUCAAGGCUGAUCUCAUGCUGAGUGACACCUCAGUGAAAAAGGCCAUAGAGUAUCUGAUAGGUGCUUUUGUAGUUUCAGUAAUCUUAGUUUUAAAAUAGGCUUCUUUUCUAGAAAUCUUUAAUGUGCCUUGAAGAUUUUUGGCAUCUACUGGUAGAUUUCAGGAUUGAGAGAUUUGAGACUUUACAUGUCUGAAUAGUUUCCUACUCUCUGAGUUCAGAACAUGACAUUGCAGUAAACAGCUUAAAGAGUUCCAUCUCUGAAUUUAAGUUUUACAUCAUAGCAGUAGAGCUACCUGCAUUCACUUUAAUUUUGCUAGACCUGUACCUUAUUUUAAUGUUUGUGAUUCUAGAUUCUUGAGUUUUGAUUUGAACUCAUUUAAAUAAAAUUGGAAAAUCUUCA
Messenger RNA from Lynx canadensis (Canada lynx), 1124 nucleotides. RefSeq names its product mitochondria localized glutamic acid rich protein (gene MGARP). Lineage: Eukaryota; Metazoa; Chordata; Mammalia; Carnivora; Felidae. Gene Ontology annotation, cellular component: mitochondrial outer membrane; mitochondrion. The record is from RefSeq and is a predicted model, not a curated record. The coding region runs from base 10 to 735 and encodes 241 amino acids. The transcript has 4 exons. Gene Ontology annotation, biological process: anterograde axonal transport.